Ziziphus jujuba (common jujube) is the source of this 1833-nucleotide messenger RNA. Its product is annotated as diaminopimelate decarboxylase 2, chloroplastic. Gene Ontology annotation, molecular function: diaminopimelate decarboxylase activity. Gene Ontology annotation, cellular component: chloroplast. The record is from RefSeq and is a predicted model, not a curated record. Bases 172 to 1629 code for a protein of 485 amino acids. Lineage: Eukaryota; Viridiplantae; Streptophyta; Magnoliopsida; Rosales; Rhamnaceae. The transcript has 8 exons.
CACUGGUAGUACCCAAAAAAAGAAAAAAAAAAAAAAAUCCAAAACACUGGUCAACACAUUGGAGAAAAAGUGAUUUUACCAGUACUCUAUCCGGGAAAGGUUGCCUUUUCUAGGGUCUGCUGUCUUUCUGACUCAAAAACUGUGUCGAUCAAGCUCUCAUUUUUUCCAUCCAUGGCGGCUACACAUCUCUUCUCUCACUCCUCAUCUAUCUCCAAAACCCUAACUCACCCUCUUAAUCAAAACCCAUUUUCCAAUAUCCAGCUUCUAUCCCUCAAAUCAUCCCCUAAACCCUUGACUCUUAGAGCCGUCCUCUCCCAAAACCCCACCAAAGUAGCAGCCCAGAACCCCGGAACGACCCCAUUCAAGCAUUGCUUCACCAAAUCCUCAGAUGGGUUUCUCUACUGUGAGGGAGUUAAAAUUCAGGACGUCAUGGAGUCUACUGAGAGAAGACCUUUCUAUCUGUAUAGUAAGCCCCAGAUAACCAGGAAUGUCGAGGCCUAUAAGAGCGCAUUGGAAGGCUUGGAGUCCAUUAUUGGGUAUGCUAUAAAGGCCAAUAACAAUUUGAAGAUUUUGGAGCAUUUGAGGCAAAUGGGCUGCGGUGCUGUGCUGGUCAGUGGGAAUGAGUUGAAGUUAGCUCUUCGUGCGGGUUUUGAUCCUACCAGGUGUAUAUUUAAUGGUAACGGAAAAUUGUUGGAGGAUUUGGUUCUAGCUGCACAAGAAGGUGUAUUUAUCAAUAUUGAUAGUGAAUUCGACUUGGAAAAUAUUGUAGCUGCUGCUAGAAUUGCCGGAAAGAGGGUUAAUGUCCUACUUCGGAUCAACCCUGAUGUAGACCCUCAGGUUCAUGCAUACGUUGCCACCGGGAAUAAGAAUUCCAAAUUUGGUAUUAGAAAUGAGAAGCUGCAAUGGUUUCUUGAUGCUGUGAAAGCACAUCCUGAUGAGCUGAAGCUUGUUGGGGCUCACUGCCAUCUUGGAUCCACCAUUACCAAGGUGGACAUAUUCAGGGAUGCUGCAGUUCUUAUGGUUAACUAUAUUGAUGAAAUUCGAUCUCAAGGUUUUGAAAUUGAUUACUUAAACAUUGGCGGUGGACUUGGGAUAGAUUAUAAACAUUCUGGUGAUAUCCUUCCCACACCUAAAGAUCUCAUUAAUACUGUUCGAGAGUUGGUACUUUCAAGGAAUCUUAAGCUCAUCAUUGAACCUGGGAGAUCACUUAUUGCAAAUACUUGCUGCUUGGUUAAUCGGGUAACUGGUGUUAAGACUAAUGGAACAAAAAAUUUCAUUGUGAUUGAUGGGAGUAUGGCUGAACUUAUUCGUCCUAGUCUCUACGACGCUUAUCAGCACAUAGAGCUGGUUUCUCCAGCACCACCCGAUGCUGAGGUUGAAACUUUUGAUGUGGUGGGCCCUGUCUGUGAGUCUGCUGACUUCUUGGGAAAGGAAAGAAAGCUUCCAACUCCUGCCAAGGGGACUGGUCUGGUUGUUCAUGAUGCUGGUGCCUACUGCAUGAGCAUGGCAUCAACUUAUAAUCUCAAGAUGCGCCCUCCUGAAUAUUGGGUUGAAGAGGGUGGAUCCGUGGCCAAAAUCCGACACGGGGAGACAUUCGAAGAUCAUAUACGAUUUUUUGAGGGUCUUUGAUUGAUGAUGCUUAAAGAAUUUGGUGUACUGCUGAUAACUCAUUUCAUCAGUUAAUUAUCUGUUGCCAAAAUCUGACACCGGGAGACAUUCAAAGAUCAUAUACAAUUUUUCGAGGGUCUUUGAUUGAUGAUGCUUAGAGACUCUGGUGUACUGCUUAUAACUCAUUUCAUCAGUUAAUGAAACACUCUUUUCAUUUUUGGUUUA